Bactrocera oleae (olive fruit fly) is the source of this 523-nucleotide messenger RNA. Lineage: Eukaryota; Metazoa; Arthropoda; Insecta; Diptera; Tephritidae. The record is from RefSeq and is a predicted model, not a curated record.
GCAUAUUUUAUAGACACCGUUGCUUUAAAAUGAACGACAAACGAUCAACGUAGCUCAGUCGUUGCAUUCGCUGCGAGAAAAGCACAUACGAAGUCAACAAAAUGCAUUACGGUAUAUUUUGGCUAUGCGCAGGGUUGCUAUUACUUGCUGGUGGACAGUUAACAAAGGCGUCGAAGGGGCGUGGCUAUUAUUACGACGAUGCGAACCCCGGCAAAUGCACGCUCACUGACACAGUUAUUCUCUCACCAGGCGAAACGGCGAUAUCUUUGACAUUUUGUGGACAACUUACGUGUAAAAAUGAAGAGGGUCUUGGAGAAACUGUAGGCUGUGGUUUCCAUGCGCCGUUAAAAGGUUGCCAAUGGGGCGAUUUUAAGGAUGAGACGGCGCUAUAUCCAGACUGUUGUGAACGCUACCAGAUCUGCGCAUAGAAAACGAGGUAACAACGAUGGCAUCAUGUUGACAUUUGGUUAUUCAGAUGUAAAUUUAAUUUAAUAAAGCGAUUUUAUUUUGCUGGUUUAUUGUA